Arabidopsis lyrata subsp. lyrata is the source of this 1133-nucleotide messenger RNA. RefSeq names its product E3 ubiquitin-protein ligase RMA3. Gene Ontology annotation, molecular function: ubiquitin protein ligase activity; metal ion binding; ubiquitin-like protein conjugating enzyme binding. NCBI's taxonomy places the organism in Eukaryota, Viridiplantae, Streptophyta, Magnoliopsida, Brassicales, Brassicaceae. The record is from RefSeq and is a predicted model, not a curated record. Gene Ontology annotation, cellular component: endoplasmic reticulum. Gene Ontology annotation, biological process: ubiquitin-dependent protein catabolic process. The transcript has 2 exons. The coding region runs from base 173 to 904 and encodes 243 amino acids.
UUGGUAAAGACGAAGAGGAAGCAACAUCACCGUCGUUUGUCUUUAAAACCUUUUGCGAUUACCAUCAUCGCACGUUGAAUAUACGUCGACUUUAACAUCUUCCAAUCUCUGAAAGCCCUCCUCCUCUCUUCGAGCUUCAUCAUCAUCGUCUCGUCGUCGGAUCUUACCUCUCAUGGAAGGAAACUUCUUUAUCAGGUCUGAUGCUCAACGAGCACAUGACAAUGGCUUCAUAGUUAAACAAAAACCUAAUCUAAUCACGGCUCCAACGGGAGGUCAAGCUAAUGAAAGUGGCUGUUUUGAUUGCAACAUCUGUCUAGACACAGCCCAUGAUCCGGUUGUCACUCUCUGUGGACACCUUUUCUGCUGGCCUUGCAUUUACAAGUGGUUACAUGUUCAGUUAUCUUCUGUCUCCAUUGAUCAGCACCACAACAAUUGCCCUGUCUGUAAAUCCAACAUUACUAUCACCUCUUUGGUUCCUCUCUAUGGAAGAGGCAUGUCUUCGCCUUCUUCCACGUUUGGCUCCAAGAAACAAGACGCACAGUCCACGGACAUACCCCGCAGACCCGCUCCAUCAACCUUAAACAGUCCAAUCACCUCAGCAUCAUCUCUGAACCCAAGCUUGCAACAUCAAACUCUGUCUCCAUCAUUUCAUAAUCACCAGUAUUCCCCUCGUGGCUUCACCACAACCGAAUCAACCGACCUUGCCAAUGCUGUCAUGAUGAGUUUCCUCUACCCGGUGAUUGGAAUGUUUGGGGACAUGGUCUACACUAGGAUAUUCGGGACCUUCACAAACACAAUAGCUCAGCCUUACCAAAGCCAGAGGAUGAUGCAACGCGAGAAGUCUCUUAACCGGGUAUCCAUAUUCUUCCUUUGUUGCAUCAUCCUUUGCCUCCUUCUCUUCUAGCUCCCUCUCUUCUUGUAUAGUUUGUGAUGUAAAUAGGCUGUAAAACUCGAAGUCACUGUGGUAUAACCACUACUGCAGACACCAUUGUUCCGAGUUAGGUCUCAAAUUGCAGGCCAAUAUCUUGUUGUGUAUUACAUAGAUAUCGAUAAAUGUGCUUGUAUGAUUGUUUCUAAUCUUCAUGAACCAUGUCUAUGUUGGAGAGCGUAUGAACACUUUAUCAUCUAUUUUA